AUGAAUAUAAAUAAUAACAUAACUUUUAAUGAAAAUAAUGAAUCAAUUUUUUUUAAAGUUUUCAAAAAUAAAUUUUUAUUUACUUAUAUUUUCGAAAUGUUUAAAUCAAUUCCGUUAGAUUAUGAAAAUUUAAAAAUUUAUAAAACUCGUUACAGAAUCAAAUGGAGAGACAUCACAUCAAUCGAUUGGAUGGUAGAAAAGAACCAAUGGCAAUUAUUAAAGUUAAAGUUAGGUUGUGAAGAAAUUGAAAAUUUAAAGAAACCAAAUUCAGAACUUUCAAUAGAUAAAAUAUUAGAAACACUAAAAGGAAACGAGACAUACGAUCAACCCAUUUUAACGUUAUUUUUUAGAAAUUCAUUUUUUUUAAAUUUUAAUAUUGUUAAUAUAAUUCAAAAGUGCUGUCAAUAUGGCAACUUAUUAGCAUUAUCAAUUAUAUUGAGGGAGUGUCAUCAGCAACAUCUAUUCAGUCUAGAUCUAAAGAAUCUAAUAUUUGAAGCAGUCCAUUUAUACAAUGGCCAAAUACUAGACCACUUGACAAAAUAUAUAAUUAAUAACAAUAACAGUAAUAAUAACAAUAACUCUAUUGAAAUUUUUACUAAAGAAGAAAAAUUAAUAAUUUUUAAAAAGGCCUCAGAAAAUAAUGAUAGUAUACCUAUAAUAGAGUAUCUAUUUAACAAUAGAGAUAUAUUUCAAUUACAUGAUUACUUUCUCUAUCAAAAAAUACCAUUUUCAUUUAUAACCAAAACUAAUAAUAGCUCACUUUUAUUAAAAUUAUUAAAUAAUGACCUAAUAGAAAGAAAACCAAUAGAGAAAUAUUACAACUUUCAUUUAUUAAAUAAUAUUGAUAGCAUAACAAUAGAAAAUAUUAUAACUUCAAUUUAUAUCACUUUUAAAUUACUAAAUCAACAUUCAAGAUAUAACCAACUACCAAAACAUAUCCUCGAAAAAAUUAAUAAUAUUACAACAACAAAUGAAAUCACAACCAAUCAAGACAACUCGAAAAUAAAACAACUUUUAGAAAUAUUGGUAAAUGAAAUAUUCUAUACCAAAAAUUGUGAAUUUUUACCAUCAGUUUUAUCGAUUUAUUCUCCAGAUUUUACCAAUGUACAAUGGAAAUAUUUUGACCGUUUACCAUUUGAAAAAUGGGUGUUUGAAAAUUUGAAUAUUAAUGGUUUAGCAUUAUUAAUCAAAAAUGACUUUUUAGUGCAAUCUAAAAGAAAGGAUAUAAUAGAGGAAGUGUAUUCAAAUAAAGAAAAUAUUGUAGGCUUUACAAGAUUAUUAAUUUCAAAUCAUAAAAAAAACGAAAACUCAAUAACAUACGAAUUCUUUUUAUUUAUUUUGAAUAUUUGCAACAACGAACAACUCAGAGAAAUAUUACAAGAUAACGAAUUUAAAGAAUUUUAUUCAAAGCAUAAAGGAAACCGUAAACAAAUUCUAACCAUCAACUCUGUAGAACAAUUAGAUUUAAUUUUGCAAUUUAAUUUUGAAAACUAUGAUAGUUUGGAUACCCAGUCAUUGGAUGUGAUCCAAAGUUUGGCUUUAAGAAUCGACCGAGAAAUCUUCAACCCAUCUGUGCUUAUUUUGAAACUAUUGUUUCAUAAUAAAAAAAACCAACCAAACAAAUCAUUUUAUGAGGGUAUUUCGAACAUGGACUCACAAAUAGACUACAGUACUACAGAUUUCUCAAGAUUAGGUUUGCAUUUACUAGUCCCUCUUUUCAAUUACCUUAACCAAAUGUCUAAACCAACAAUUUUCCAUAUUACAUUAAUCUGUGGUAUCGAUUUAAUUAUUCAAGAAUACUCUUUUAAAGAAUUUGAAAAACACAUUAAAUUAACAAAUGCUAUGUCACUGUUCUCAAGUUCAUAUCAUUCUUUGGAGAAAUUAUUUUAUAAAUCAGUAUUUCAAAAUAAAUUUAAUAAUGUUAAACUAUUAAUCGAACACUGCCAACUCCCAAUACAUGACAAAUUUUUAAAAGGAUGUGGUAUCCAUCCACAUAGACUAUUCAAACUGGCUGAGGAGAAUACCCUAAAGUCAAGAUAUCACUUUAAAGAUAUUUAUCAAAUACUAGAAUAUCUCUUACAGAGGAUACCAAUCGAAAAUAAUAAAGUAUUUUUAGAAUAUCUUUAUAUAUUCACUCUGCAAUCAAAGGGCAUUACCAUUCAAGAUGUUGUAAAAAUAGAAAAAAUGUACAGAGAUUUAUUUAUAGUUCUUAAUUAUGAAAGCCUUCAUACAUUUUAUUAUUUAUUAAUCAAAUCCCCAAUAAUAGCAUUUUCAAUCGUUAGUAAACAUUACCUCUGUUCAAAUAAAUACAGAAAUAUAAUUGACAUCUUAUUCAUAAAAGACUCUAUUCCAAAAAUAUCUCUUUAUAAUAUCAGAAAAAAAUCCACCCCUCAAUUAAUGGAGCUAUUAAAUUUAGAAUUAAAAUAA
This is a messenger RNA of Dictyostelium purpureum, 2427 nucleotides long. RefSeq lists its product as uncharacterized. The record is from RefSeq and is a predicted model, not a curated record. Lineage: Eukaryota; Evosea; Eumycetozoa; Dictyosteliales; Dictyosteliaceae. The transcript has a single exon. Bases 1 to 2427 code for a protein of 808 amino acids.